This is a messenger RNA of Dromaius novaehollandiae (emu), 3550 nucleotides long. It is a transcript of the gene ROBO4, whose product is annotated as roundabout guidance receptor 4. Bases 222 to 3137 code for a protein of 971 amino acids. The record is from RefSeq and is a predicted model, not a curated record. The transcript has 18 exons. Gene Ontology annotation, biological process: cell-cell adhesion. NCBI's taxonomy places the organism in Eukaryota, Metazoa, Chordata, Aves, Casuariiformes, Dromaiidae. Gene Ontology annotation, molecular function: protein binding.
AGAGCACCCGCUGCGCCGGCCCCUCCGAGCUGCUCGCGUCCGUCUCGGCGCUUCCUGCCCCGCGUCCGGCCAUUGUCCCCGCGCCGCGGGGUUGCACGGGGGAGGGGGGGGUCCCUUUGCAUCGCUUCUAAACCCCCGUUUCAUUCGGGGCAGCGCUGCAGCGGGUCGGGACGGACCCCCGCGGGUUUUAGGGAGAUGCCCGGGGGUCUGGGGGGUGUCGGAUGGGCGCCGCGAAACGUGGGCUAAGCGGCGGCCGUCCUUGGCGGGGCUCCGCUCCAGGGAGGGCCCGGAUCCGGCCCGGCGGCUCCGGGAGGAAACGGGAAGGUCGGCAGCGGCGGGAGGCCGGCGGGACCGGCAUGGCGGGCGGCCGGGCCGCGGCGCUGGGCCUGGGGCUCUGCGCCGCUUUGCUGCGCCUGGCGGGCUGCCGGCUCCCGGCCUCCGAGGCGGCUCCCCGCACGGUGCAGCACCCGUCCGACGCGGCGGCGCCCGGGGACGCCCUGCGGGACAAUUUCCGCCUGCAGCCCGGUGACUUGGUGGCCACGGCGGGACAGGCGCUGGAGCUGCCCUGCGUGCCGCCCUGGGGACACCCCGAGCCCCGCGUGGCCUGGAGGAAGGACGGCGUGCCCCUCGACGUGGCCUCGGGGCGCUACGAGGUGACCCGCGGGAAGCUGCGGGUGGCCCAGGCGCGGCGGAGCGACUCGGGCGCCUACGUGUGCGUGGCCACCAACGCGGCGGGCCAGCGGGAGAGCCGCCCGGCGCUGGUCUCCGUCCUGGAGAAGCCGGCCAUCGUGCGGCCCCCCAGCGACACGGCGGCGGCCGCCGGCAGCACCGUGGAGCUGCCCUGCGGCACCCAGGGCGACCCGCUGCCGUGGGUGCAGUGGCACAAGGAGCGCGGGGACCUGCCCUGGGGCAGGCACGAGGUGGACCGGGAGCACACGCUGCGCCUCUACGCCGUGUCGCCCGCCGACGCGGGCACCUACGUCUGCACGGCCCAGAGCCAGCUGGGCAUCGUGGCCGCCACGGCCGUCCUCCGCGUGGAGGUCCUUCUCCUGCCUGCAGAUCUCCCAGAGGCGGGCGGGCAGGAGGCCGUGCCGCGGGACCUGCGGGCCGUGCGGCUGCACCUGGACAACAGCACCGCGCUCCCCUCCGCGGCCGCCGUCCAGCUCCGCUGGCGGGUGCUGACGCCGGCGCCGGCGCCGGAGGGCUUCAUGGUGCUGUACCGCUGCCUGCUCCCUGCCAGCACCGCCUGGGCCCAGCACGACGUCGGCAGGGAGCUCAGCGCCGUCAUCCCCGCGCUCCGGAGGGGCUACAAGUACGAGUUCAAGGUCCGGCCCUACGCCGGGGGAGCCCAGGGCGUGGACAGCAACACCAGGCACCUCUGGAUACCCGAGGAAGCACCGAGCGCGGCGCCCCGGCACGUCACCGUGGGCCGGGCUGAGACGGGGAACGGCACCGUGGUCGUGAGCUGGGAGCCGCCUCCUCCCGACGCCCACAACGGCAUCAUCCGCGGCUACAAGGUCUGGUCCCUGGGCAACGGCUCUCACCACCCCACCAGGACAGUCGAUGGAGGCACCCACCGCUUGGAAACCCUCCCGCCGGGCCCCGGGGCCACGUACUGCAUCCAGGUGGCAGCUUUCAACGGCGCGGGGCUGGGGGUGCCCAGCAAUGUCACCUGCGGCGUCCCGGAGCCGCUCCUGGAGGCGGUGGCGCGGGGCCCCGAGGCGAUGCCCUUGGCCGCCCUCGUCGCCGGCGCCGGCGCCCUGCUCUGGGUGACCCUCCUGGCCUUCCUGGUCCACCUGUGCCAGCGCCAGCGCCGCGCCGGCGGCCGCCGCGGCAAAGGUCUGUGCUGCCGCGCCGGCGAGGACGCGGUGGCCCGGCAGAGGCUGGAGGCCGGCGACUCGCCCUGGCUCUCGGGCACCUGGAAAUCCGCCUCCGGCUCCAAAACGCUGGGCAGCAGCAGCAGCCUCAGCAGCCACCUCCUCUGGAGCGACACCAGUGAGUCCCCCCGGCCCCGGGGGCCCGGGACCCCCCCCACGGGGCCUGGGAGCCCCCCGCGGUGUGGUGGCACCCGCCCGGGGGGUGUGGGACCUCCUCCGUGGUGCUGCGGGACCUCCAUCCCGUGUGGUGCCCUGUCCUUGGAGCAGCCGAGCCGAGGUGCCCCGAGGUCCCCCGGCCCCCUCCGCGGGGACCUGCCACCCGAGGAGGCCAGAGGCUUCCCCCACCCCCCCUGCCACCGCGGGGGGCACCCAGGGGUGCUGGCUGGCGAGCGAGGAGCCGCCCCGGACCCGCCACCGGCGUUCGGCUCCCCAAAACCGCGGCACUGCAGCACCUCGCCGGGCUCCCCCCACCCCGGGGGGCCACCCCGCACCCGGCACCCACCGGCCCGGUCCCCGGGGCCGACGGCCGGCGGCCGCCUCUCGCCGUCCCCAUCGCUCGGCGACGACGGCGACAGCGUCCUGACGCCGCGGCGGGCGGCCGAGUCCCUGGAGCCGGCCGAGGACGUUCCCCCGGGGCCACCGGCCGCGGGGCGCCAGCCGUCCCCGUCCCCGCGGCCCUCCUCGCCGUCGCACACCUACGGCUACAUCUGCGGGCCGCCGGCCUCCGAGCUGGGCGACCCCGAGGAAGAGGAGGAGGAGGAGGAGGAAGAGCGGACGGCGGCGGGCUCGCUGCUCAACGGCUGGGGCUCCGUCUCGGAGGAGAACUUCGCCAGCGCCCGCUGCAGCCUGGUGAGCUCCUCCGACGGCUCCUUCCUCGCCGACGCCGACUUCGCCCGCGCCCUGGCCCUGGCCGUCGACAGCCUCUGCUUCAGCCUCGGCCGCGACGAUGAUGAAGACGAGGGGCUCUACGCGGGCUUCUCGCCGCCUUCCUCGCCCUCGGAGGGGCUCCUCUUCCUCGAGGGCCCGCCGCGGCCCGCCUGGGGCUGGAUGGCGGUGCCGGAGGCCGAGCCGGGCUGGAGGGCGAAGCCGGAGGAGGAGGAGGCGGCGCUGAGCCCGGCUUGGGCCCUCCCGCAUCAAUGGCACGGUUCCCGCGGGCUGGCGGCCGGCAGCCCCUGGGCCGUGCCGGCGCUCGGGGUCCCGCACGCCGCUGCCGGGCCCGGGAGGGAGAGGAGCAGAGGGACAUCGGCACGGAGGGUGUAGGACGGCCAGCGCCGUGGCACGGACUCGCUCCCGCUCGGAUUUCUUCAUCCGCUACUAACCCGGCCGCGUUUUCCCGCGUACUAACCCGCACGCGGCUUGGCAAUAAAGAGCCGCUUCCCGGCGGAAACGGCGAGCCGGCGCGGGCUGCGACGUGGGGUCCCGAGCCGCUCGGCACUGCUUAACAAAUUGGGUUUAUUGGUCGUUUUACAAAAGGCGUUUUCCGUGAGCAAAAAGUGGACAAAAAAGUGGCGCUGAGCCGGGCGGGCAUCCCUCCUCGGCGAGCAUCCGCGUCCCUCCCGAGCAUCCUCAUUGCUCCCGAGCAUCCUCGUCCCUCCCGAGCAUCCUCAUUGCUCCCGAGCAUCCUCGUCCUUCCCGAGCAUCCUCAUCCCUCCCGAGCAUCCUCAUCCCUCCUG